Molecule: messenger RNA, 2201 nt
Organism: Pongo pygmaeus (Bornean orangutan)
Lineage: Eukaryota; Metazoa; Chordata; Mammalia; Primates; Hominidae
Gene: POLDIP2
Product: DNA polymerase delta interacting protein 2
Exons: 11
Coding region: 161-1267 (368 amino acids)
Biological process (GO): error-free translesion synthesis
Cellular component (GO): mitochondrial nucleoid; nucleus
Molecular function (GO): DNA binding
Source: RefSeq, a predicted model, not a curated record
UAACUCUGAGCGCACCGGAAGUAGCUCUGAGCUCUGGGGUGGGACCAGGGGGGCCAAGAAGGCUGGGACGCCUCGCGGGGCAGUGUGGGACGGGGGCGGAACGCCGCCCGGCCGCGGGUCGGGCUCUGUGUCAGCAGCCGGGCGGGCGCUCGGGCGGGACAUGGCAGCCUGUGCAGCCCGGCGGGCCCUGGCCGUGGGCAGCCGCUGGUGGUCCCGGUCGCUGACUGGGGCCCGGUGGCCAAGGCCGCUCUGUGCGGCGGCUGGAGCUGGGGCCUUCUCGCCAGCGGCGACCACGACGACGCGGAGGCACCUCUCGUCCCGAAACCGACCAGAGGGCAAAGUGUUGGAGACAGUUGGUGUGUUUGAGGUGCCAAAACAGAAUGGAAAAUAUGAGACCGGGCAGCUUUUCCUUCAUAGCAUUUUUGGCUACCGAGGUGUCGUCCUGUUUCCCUGGCAGGCCAGACUGUAUGACCGGGAUGUGGCUUCUGCAGCUCCAGAAAAAGCAGAGAACCCUGCUGGCCAUGGCUCCAAGGAGGUGAAAGGCAAAACUCACACUUACUAUCAGGUGCUGAUUGAUGCUCGUGACUGCCCACAUAUAUCUCAGAGAUCUCAGACAGAAGCUGUGACCUUCUUGGCUAACCAUGAUGACAGUCGGGCCCUCUAUGCCAUCCCAGGCUUGGACUAUGUCAGCCAUGAAGACAUCCUCCCCUACACCUCUACUGAUCAGGUUCCCAUCCAACAUGAACUCUUUGAAAGAUUUCUUCUGUAUGACCAGACAAAAGCACCCCCUUUUGUGGCUCGGGAGACGCUAAGGGCCUGGCAAGAGAAGAAUCACCCCUGGCUGGAGCUCUCCGAUGUUCAUCGGGAAACAACCGAGAACAUACGUGUCACUGUCAUCCCCUUCUACAUGGGCAUGAGGGAAGCCCAGAAUUCCCACGUGUACUGGUGGCGCUACUGUAUCCGUUUGGAGAACCUUGACAGUGACGUGGUACAGCUCCGGGAGCGGCACUGGAGGAUAUUCAGUCUCUCCGGCACCUUGGAGACAGUGCGAGGCCGAGGGGUAGUGGGCAGGGAACCGGUGUUAUCCAAGGAGCAGCCUGCGUUCCAGUAUAGCAGCCACGUCUCGCUGCAGGCUUCCAGUGGGCACAUGUGGGGCACGUUCCGCUUUGAAAGACCUGAUGGCUCCCACUUUGAUGUUCGGAUCCCUCCCUUCUCCCUGGAAAGCAAUAAAGAUGAGAAGACACCACCCUCAGGCCUUCACUGGUAGGCCAGCUGAGGCCCCAAGUGCCCAGGCUUGGUCACCGGGAAGAACAACUCUCAUCCCACAAUUGCUGCAGAACUCUUCUCUCCCCAUCAUGGGCCACAGUGGGUCUCUUAAUUUGAUUGUGGGGUUCUUUUUGUGGGGAGGGGUGGUAUAACUUUUCUUCAGAAGACCCGUAUGGGACACCUCCAAGGCUGGCCUCCUCAUAAGCCCUGCCUACACUUAUGUUCCAGUAAACCUCUCCACCAAGGAACUGUGUUCAGCUGCCACAGGCCUGGAAGAGUUUCCUGGCCUGUCACAUGAGGUUUGAUCAGUAAACCAGUGCACGCUUGGCCACCCUUGCCAUUUCUGCUCCCAGAGUCUCAGGCUCCCCUUCUGACCCAGUGUGCGCCCUUGACUGCUUUCUUUGCUGCCCUUCCAGGGAGCUGCCCCCCUGAUAGGGCAUGUGCCUGUUUCCCUCUCAGCCUAGAGGCUGGCUGGACAUCUCCUAGGGUCACUGUGCCUCUCAGCUAGUUGGCGGGGUUGCUGGACUGGACUCUUGUUCACUUUACCUUCUGCCAAAUGCAGAGAGGGAGGCCAGUGUCAGGGUCGGAGUGGCCUGGCUCUUAGCACUGACCGACCAUUGCCAUUUCUGGCCUUGCUAGGCCCAGGAGAGGAGGGAGGCAAGCCAGUCGGGUUUCCUGUAGCAAUGGGUGUGCCAGCCCUCAGCAUGACUCUGCCAAGCAUCCAGACCACGAAUGCAGGAAUUUGGCCGAGGAGCAGCUUUAGGUAUGGAUGAUGACUAAGUCAAGCUACUUCCUGAGCUUCUCUCAGAUUCCAAGAGCCAGAGAUGAAUUGUGCUGCAUCUUGCUCCAAUUCUUAGGAUUUUUUCUCUCCACCACUGCAGUGAUUGUUAGAGGUCGUUUUCUUGAAUUAAUAUUAAAUCACAGUUCCAGCCCUU